AUGAAGAGAGAGUGGGAUCCCAGUAGAACAAAGGAGCUAGGGUGGUUCGUUGGCGACCAGCCGGUGGGCCAGGGCCACGGCCAAUCGACGACGACGAGGAACGGCCCCAAGGCCCCAUCCUCUCAUGGCACCCACACCCGCCGGGCGGACCAGACCUCUUGGGAAAUAAGCGCAACAUUGCGGACAGGGGUUGGAAGGAGCGAAGAGCCUUGGAAGGGCAGGUACCGAUCUGGGAAGGCGCAGGAACGUCUCUGGGCGGCCCAGCCCAGGCUAAUUGGCCAAAUUAAAAAUCUGGUCGUCUUGGCAGGCACCGUGUGCGGUGCGUUUCCUUGUGUGGCCGGCGGCAUUUCUUCAGGGCAACAGGCCAACCGCGGGCCACCUCCCAGCCCUCCUGGCGCUGCUGCUCCCAGCCCGCCCAGAGCGUGGCUGAUUGCUGGCGUCGACGACCCUAGCUCACCGCGGCUUGCGUGGUUUAGCCGUCCCACCGUGCCCUGGAUCGGACAAUUUCCAUGGAUAUGGAUCAGUAAAGUGGCUGCGGUUUGCACUGUCACCUCCUCCAGAGGCAGGCAACAACUUCCAGGGGCCGCCGUUUCUCGCAGCAAAAUUCAAGCCCAAGCCGGUGUGGCCAAGAAAGGCCUUCUUCCCAACCACCCCGCCCCUUUUUUUGCUUUUCGCGCCAGUGCAGGGCACAAACUCUCAGCCCAAGGUACCAUGAGCCACUCGGGAUUGCGCCUUGGAGCACGGCUCUGUGCCAGGGCCACGCACUCCCCAAUCCCCGUCCGCCGCGUUCCCAGAGCUGCACAGGAUCGACAUGCGUACUCCCAGCUGGCUGGCGACGCCCAACGACGCCCGGGGAGCCGUUCCGGCGCCGCCGCCGAUCACCAUGGUAGGCCCCUGUCCGGCAGCAGCGGUGUGAUGGGCCAGCGCAGCGCAUCCAACCACAGCCCACAGCAGCAGCAGCAGCAGCACGACGCCGCCCGGGCCCUGUCUGUCAGCCUGCCCGACGGCGAGGAGGCCCGUCUGUCCAAGCUCUGGCUGCGCGACAGCUGCAGGUGCAGCUCCUGCGUCGACCCCUCUUCCGGUCAGAAGAACUUUGAGACGUGCGACAUCCCCGCGUCGCUCAUGGUCGAUGCCCAGUCCGUGCUUCCGGACGGCUCCCUCGAGGUCCGAUGGGCCGACGACUUCCUGUCCGGCGGGGCAGCCCACCACUCGGUGUACCCCGUCUCGCUCGUCGCCAGGGCGGCGGCGGCAGCGGCCUCGGCGACGUCAAGCGUGAUCAUGGCGGGCGGCCCGCGUGUUUCCCGCACGGCCUGGGACCGCAAGUCGUUCGAGGCGCAGGCCAGCUUCAUCCCCUACGUCGACUGGGUCAAGGGCGGGGACGAGUUUUGGUGCGGGUUCGCCGAGCUGGCGCGCCUGGGGCUGGUCUUCAUCCGGGGCGUGCCCGAGUCCGAGGCGGCGGUCGAGGAGAUCGCGCGGCCCAUCGGGCACCUGCAGACGACGUUUUACGGCAAGACGUGGGACGUGGUGUCCAAGCCGCAGGCUGAGAACGUGGCCUACACCAACGUCUUCCUGGGCCUGCACCAGGACCUGCUGUACAUAAAGGACCCGCCGCGCCUGCAGUUGCUACACUGCCUCGCCAACAGCUGCGAGGGCGGCGAGUCGCUGUUCAGCGACGGCGUCCGCGCCGCCGAGGCCGUGCGCGCCGCCGACCCGGCCCAGUUCGCGCUGCUGCGCGACGCCCCCGUGCGCUACCACUACGACAAGAACGGCUACUGGUACGAGUGGAGCAGGCCCGUGGUGACGCUGGCCGCCGACGGGAGCGGCGCCGUCGACUCCAUCGGCUGGUCGCCGCCGUUCCAGGACCACUUCCUGCCGCCUCCCAUGCCAGCCGGCGCCGGCGACCCGCUCGAGGACUGGCGCGCGGCGGCGCGGCGGUUCAGGGAUGCGGCAUGCGCGCCCGACGCCAUGUUCGAGUACAAGAUGGAGCCGGGCGAGUGUGUUAUCUUUGACAACAUGAGGGUGCUACACGGGCGGCGCCAGUUCAACGUCACGUCGGGCAAGAGGUGGCUCAAGGGGACCUACGUCCAGGAGCAGGUGAUGCUCAGCAAACUGGCCCAGAUGCCGGCGGCGCUGAAAACUAGUUGAUGAUUACAUGAUAGCCUAGAUGCCUGUGCAUCCCUAGGGUAGGUAUUAAGCUAUCUAGAGACCCGUAGGAAUCAUGCCCAGCCCCGUGUUUCUCAUGGUCUGAACUUGAGUGACCUCGGCGGAGAAGGGAACCUGGGACGGUGAUGCUCCGAUGCUAUUCCCGACUUCCCAUCGGGCCAGAACAAUUUUCG
This is a messenger RNA of Gaeumannomyces tritici R3-111a-1, 2336 nucleotides long. Its product is annotated as gamma-butyrobetaine dioxygenase. The coding region runs from base 1 to 2145 and encodes 714 amino acids. Gene Ontology annotation, biological process: carnitine biosynthetic process. The transcript is spliced from 3 exons. The record is from RefSeq and is a predicted model, not a curated record. Gene Ontology annotation, cellular component: mitochondrion. Lineage: Eukaryota; Fungi; Ascomycota; Sordariomycetes; Magnaporthales; Magnaporthaceae. Gene Ontology annotation, molecular function: oxidoreductase activity.